Nothobranchius furzeri (turquoise killifish) is the source of this 4381-nucleotide messenger RNA. RefSeq names its product 5-oxoprolinase, ATP-hydrolysing (gene oplah). NCBI's taxonomy places the organism in Eukaryota, Metazoa, Chordata, Actinopteri, Cyprinodontiformes, Nothobranchiidae. Gene Ontology annotation, molecular function: 5-oxoprolinase (ATP-hydrolyzing) activity. Gene Ontology annotation, cellular component: cytosol. The record is from RefSeq and is a predicted model, not a curated record. Gene Ontology annotation, biological process: glutathione metabolic process.
GUGGCAUGCGGGGCGGAGUUUAAACCAAGCGGCUGCACCUCUCUUUUCUGGGCUGCAGCCGAAACAGCUCUUACCUCUGCAGAACUGAAGAGAACCAAACCGAGAAGAGGUUCAUCCUUCGGAUUAUCAGAGAUUAACGCACAGCCAGAAACUGCAGCGACUCAGGACAGACUCAGGAUCAGCACUCUCCUGUCCCCAACAUGGCUGAGACUAAGGGCAAAUUUGACUUUGCCAUUGACCGCGGAGGCACAUUCACAGAUGUGUUCGCCCGGCUGCCCGACGGACGUGAGAGAGUCCUGAAACUGCUCUCCAGCGACCCCCAAAACUACAAGGACGCCCCAACAGAGGGGAUCCGUAGAGUCCUGGAAGAGGAAACAGGACAGGUGUUUCCCCGUGAGCAGCCUGUAGACACCUCUCUUAUUGGCUGGAUCAGGAUGGGCACCACAGUGGCGACCAACGCACUGCUGGAGAGAAAAGGAGAGAGGACGGCGCUGCUGGUCACUAAAGGCUUCAAGGACUUGCUGCACAUCGGCACACAAGCCAGACCAAAACUCUUUGAUUUGGAAGUCGCCAUGCCUGACGUGCUGUAUGAAGAAGUGAUAGAAGUGGAUGAACGGGUCGUCCUCCAGAAAGAUGGCUGCCAGCUGCCCAGGAACGAUCCAAAACGUACCGUAACAGGCGGUACGGGGGACACCUUAGAGGUGUGGAAGGAGGUGGAUCUGGAGCAGGUGGAAAAGGACCUGAGAGGAAUUCUAUCCCACGGUAUCACCAGUGUAGCCGUUCUCCUCCUUCACUCUUACACGUGGCCUGAGCACGAGAAGGCGGUGGGCGCUCUAGCGCGCCGUCUGGGCUUCACCCAGGUGUCUCUCUCCAGCGAGGUGAUGCCGAUGGUGCGGGCCGUCCCUCGUGGCUACACGGUCUGCGCUGACGCCUACCUCACCCCUAAAAUUCAUCAGUAUUUAAAAGGCUUCACGUCUGGAUUCAAAGGGGGGUUGAAGGACGUGGACGUGUUGUUCAUGCAGUCAGAUGGAGGUCUGACCCCCAUGGAGCAGUUCUGUGGAUCCAGAGCGAUUCUGUCUGGACCUGCUGGGGGCGUGGUGGGAUACGCCAUCACCUCCUACAGCCAGAUGGAGAAAAAACCUGUGAUUGGCUUCGACAUGGGCGGUGUGUGUGUGCUCGAACACUUGUGGAACUGUUCAGGAGAUUUGUUGCAGCUUGUGUUUUCCCCUGCAGGAACCUCCACGGACGUGAGCCGAUACGCGGGUCAGUACGAGCAUGUGUUCGAGGCCACGACGGCAGGAGUCACCCUGCAGGCGCCUCAGCUGGACAUCAACACCGUGGCUGCAGGAGGAGGCUCACGGCUCUUUUUCAGAUCAGGGAUGUUUGUGGUGGGACCAGAGUCUGCAGGUGCACAUCCAGGACCUGCCUGCUAUAGAAAAGGUGGUCCUCUGACUGUUACCGAUGCUAAUUUAGCUCUGGGUCGCCUCCUUCCAACGUUCUUCCCAAAAAUCUUUGGACCAGCGGAGGAUGAACCCUUGUCUUUGGGGGAGACGAUGAAGCAAUUCCAUCAUCUCACUGAUGAGAUAAACCACUUCCUGUCUUUAAACCAAUCACAGGUGGGAGAAAAUAAACCGCAGAACAACGUGGUGUCCAACAUCCAAUCAGAGAUGAGUGUUGAGGAGGUUGCUAUGGGGUUUAUUCGUGUUGCUAACGAGGCCAUGUGCAGACCAAUCAGAGCCCUGACACAAGCCAAAGGUCAUGAUACGUCCCAACAUGUAUUGGCGUGUUUUGGGGGUGCAGGUGGACAACAUGCGUGUGCUAUUGCUCGAGCUCUGGGGAUGAAGACUGUCUUCAUUCAUAAGUACAGUGGUGUGUUGUCGGCGUACGGUCUGGCUCUAGCAGAUGUCGUAGAAGAAGUGCAGGAGCCGUGCUCGCUGAAGUACGAGCAGCAGUCUUUUGGCGAGCUCGACUGCAGGAUGGACCAGCUUUCUAAACGCUGCAGCGACACGCUCGGCUCACGUGGCUUCAACAGCGGUCAGAUAACCACUGAGAUUUUCCUCCACCUGCGGUACGAUGGAACCGACUGCGCUCUGAUGGUUACAGCUGACGGUUACCCCGGCAACCCCCAGUCCUGUCGAGCUGGAGACUUCCGCGCCGCCUUCACCAAACGUUACAAGAAGGAGUUUGGCUUCACCAUCCCAGACCGACCCAUCGUGGUGGAUGACAUCAGAGUGAGGGGUUGUGGGAAAUCUGGUAUCACAUCAGCAUAUAAACCAAAAAUGGAGCACAGACAAGCCAAACCUGUCAUGACGACCAAGUGCUACUUUGAGGAAGGUUACCUGGAGACCAGUGUGUACCUGUGGGAGGAGCUUCCAUGUGGCGUCAGCAUUCGGGGACCGGCCAUCAUCAUUGACAAAAACAGCACCAUCCUGGUGGAGCCGUCCUGUGAGGCCCAUCUUACUAACAAAGGCGAUGUUUGUUUGACCGUUGGCUCAGACCAUAAUUUCAUCCUCGGCACUAAACUCAACACAGUGCAGCUCUCGAUCUUCUCCCAUCGCUUCAUGAGUAUAGCGGAGCAGAUGGGUAGAGUCCUCCAGAGGACAUCCAUCUCUACAAACAUCAAAGAGCGUCUGGACUUCUCCUGCGCCGUGUUUGGACCCGAUGGAGGUCUGGUUUCCAACGCGCCGCACAUCCCGGUCCAUCUGGGAGCCAUGCAAGAGACGGUCCAGUACCAGAUCAGAGCACUGGGGAGCAAACUGAAAGAUGGAGAUGUGAUUCUGAGUAACCACCCGUGCGCCGGAGGCAGCCAUCUUCCGGACCUUACCGUCAUCACACCGGUGUUUAGAAAAGGAGUGAACGAUCCGGUGUUCUUUGUGGCCAGCAGGGGGCAUCACGCCGACAUCGGAGGCAUCACUCCAGGCUCCAUGCCGCCUCACUCCACAUCCCUGCAGCAGGAGGGGGCAGUCUUCAUUUCAUUUAAGCUGGUCAGCGGGGGAGUCUUCCAGGAGGAAGCUGUGACUGAAGCUUUGAUGGCUCCGGCUCAGUAUCCUGGCAGCUCUGGGACUCGUAACCUCCACGACAACCUGUCAGACCUGCGGGCUCAGGUGGCAGCAAAUCAGAGGGGCAGCCAGUUGGUGGGCGAGCUGAUCGACACGUAUGGCCUCGCGGUGGUUCAGGCCUACAUGGGACACAUCCAGAGCAACGCUGAGCUGGCAGUGAGGGACAUGCUCAGAGAGUUUGCACAGCAGCGCCGGGAGCAGACCGGAUCCUUGGAGGUGGAAUCUGAGGAUUUCAUGGACGACGGGUCGCCGAUCAGACUGCGGGUUCAGAUUGACGAGGAAGAGGGCAGCGCGGUGUUUGACUUCACCGGGACGGGGACAGAAGUGUGGGGGAACUGUAACGCUCCGCGGGCGAUCACCCUGUCUGCCCUCAUCUACUGUCUACGCUGCAUGGUGGGACAGGACAUACCCCUCAACCAGGGUUGCCUCAAGCCAAUCAGCGUCAUCAUCCCGCCUGGCUCCAUCCUCCAGCCGUCCCAGAAUGCAGCAGUGGUCGGGGGAAACGUGCUCACGUCCCAGAGAGUGGUCGACGUCAUAUUUAAGGCGUUUGAGGUGUGCGCAGCCUCACAGGGCUGCAUGAACAAUAUUUCGUUCGGCAGCGAGAAGGUUGGUUAUUACGAGACUGUUGCUGGAGGAGCCGGAGCCGGACCUGGCUGGAACGGGCGCAGCGGAGUGCACAGUCACAUGACCAACACCCGCAUCACCGAUCCAGAGAUUCUGGAGAAGAGGUACCCUGUGAUUUUGGAGCAUUUCUCUCUGCGGCCUGACUCGGGAGGUGCAGGGCAGCACUGCGGUGGAGACGGGGUGAUACGGAGACUUUUGUUCAGGAGCGAGGUUGUUCUGUCCGUGCUGACAGAGCGGCGAGUCACCCGCCCCUACGGCCUGAAAGGUGGUGAGGAUGGAGCUGCAGGGCUGAACCUGCUCCACAGAGCUGAUGGCCGAGUCCUCAACCUGGGAGCCAAGACCAGCGUCAGCCUUCAGCCGGGGGACAUGUUCUGCCUCUACACCCCCGGAGGAGGUGGCUAUGGAAGAGAGGAAGGAAACAGAACUCCAGAGGCUAAACGGAGGCGCUUGUAUGAGACAUUCCCAGAGAGGGGGAGCGUUUUUGAAUACAGAUUGGCACAAGAGGGAGUGUAAAAUAAAAAAUAAAUAAAGAUGAGAAAGAGCUAACAGAUCAGGCAUUUGUGAAAACUCAAAUUUUCUUGAACUAAACGUAAAUGCUGACACUUGUAACACCUUCUUUAUCUCAGUGAACUCACCCCUUAGGGUUUAUUUUUAACCUUUUUUCUUUUCAAAUAGACAAAUAAAUCUCUUUUCUACAA